AUGCCCGCUACCAACAAUGGCUGGCCCGAGGAAUUUGGCUUUAGGAUCAGCGGGAGCGGCCCUUGCUACAUCUUGGCCGUGGAAGACGGCAGCAGCGCCCAGGUGGCGGGCCUCCAGCCGGGAGACCAGAUCCUGGAGGUCGAAGGCCAGCACGUGUCCGCCAUGAACUGCGAGGCCCUCAUCGCCUUGGCCAGGCAGUGUGAGACCGUGCCCCCCAGCAUCGGCGUGGUCUCGCGGAUCCAGCGCCUGGACCUCAAGCCCGGGCCAGAGGGGCGCUUCGGCUUCACCUUGGCGUGUGGCGGAGGCUGCCCCCUGCAGGUGGAGAGCGUGGCCCCCGCCUCGCCGGCCUCUGAGUGCGGGAUCAAGGCCGGGGACUACGUCCUGGAAGUCAACGAGGUCCCUGUGAAGCGGUACGAAGAGGCAGCUGCCGCGAUCCAGUCCUGCCAGGGGCGAGGCCUCCGGCUGGGGCUCCUGAGGCUGGGGAAGCUCCAGAGGUGGGCCAGCAGCAGCGUGCGGGAGUUCGUGCAGAGCGCAGACGCCAUCCACCAGGAGAGGAGGCAGAAGGCCCAGGAGUUCAGCAAGAAGGUGCAAGAGAUCCUGGGGGACCAGCCAGAAGUCAAAGAGAAGAUGUUCACGAUCCUCAAGCAGUACGCAGCCGAGAGGAAGGUGGACUUCUUGGCUUAUUCCCUUGUCAUGGCUCUCACCAAGGAGUCCCAGCACCUCCUCCUGGACAACAUAAGGAUCUUCAUCCCCCGGAAACACCGGCAGCGCUUCGACGAGGUGGUCUCCCAGAGCCUGAUCAGCAAGCUGUGCCGGUCCAAGAGCGAGCAGCAUGUCAACCGGCUCAGGCGCAGCCGCAGCGAGGACCACCACGAGCGCCUGCUCGUCUCCACCCGGGCCAGCUCGGUGCCACGGACCCACGAAGAAAACUGCAAGGGCCUGAGGAAAACCACGUCCUUGAUUGCCAGCAACGUGGGGUCGGGGGCAGCCCGCAGGACUGUUCGAGUCUACAAAGGAAGCAGGAGCUUUGGGUUUACCUUACGCGGACAUGCCCCAGUGUGGAUCGAGUCCAUCUUGCCUGGGAGUCCAGCGGACAAGGCGUCGCUGAAAGCUGGAGACCGGAUCCUGUUCCUCAAUGGCCUGGACAUGAGGAACUGUUCCCAUGAGAAGGUGGUGUCCAUGCUCCAGGGCAGCGGAGCAAUGCCCACCCUCGUGGUUGAAGAAGGCAUCGUCAGCUUUUCAGACUGUGAGUCGUCUGAGACCCUCAGCUCCUCCUCAGCGCUCACAUCCCUGCAGUGGGUGGCAGAGAUUCUGCCUUCCAGCAUCAAGAUCCAGGGCAGGACCUUCCACCAGCAGCUGGAACAUCUGCUCACGCCGCCCGAGCGCUACACUGUCUGCAAAGCCCUGGAGAGCUUCUUCCAGCACAGGAACAUUGACACCCUCAUCGUGGACGUCUACCCUGUCCUGGACACGCCUUCCAAGCAGGUCAUCUGGCAGUUCAUCUACCAGCUGCUGACCUACGAGGAGCAGGAACACUGCCAGCAAAAGAUCGCCAGGUUCCUCGGCUACAAGUCAGGUGAGCUGCCGGCUGCAGCUGAGCCAGAGUCUGAGGAACGGCACCGCAGCUCGGUUCGGGCAGCCCCCGUACGCCGGACGAGCGUCCGCACCCACAGUUCUGAGGAUGGUGGAGCUGGAGGUAGGCCAGCUGUCGAGGUGCCCAUCCGUCUCGGCUCUGGGGAGAGGCAAGCAGGGGACGGGACCUCUCUUCCGGAGACACCCAAUCCCAAAAUGAUGUCGGCCGUCUAUGCAGAAUUGGAAACCCGGCUGACCACAGGCUUUGGAGGGAAGCUGGGCAACUUGGCUUCACGCAGGGCAUCGCCUCCAGUCCUGGAACAAGCGAACUCCGCAGGUGCACGGAAGACGAGCCUGGCCAUCUCCUGGCAGAAUGCCGCCCCGCCCACCCAGCCUUGCUACUAUCACUCCCAUGGUGGCAUCCCCUCGCCCAGCAGCACUGAGUCCAACCCCUACGUCAGCCUGGACAGCAGCCCGGCCCCCUCCCCCAAACACGGCGACCUUGCCCUCAGCCCCCUCUCUCGGCGGAAGAAGCUCUUCACCUUCUCACGCCCGCCGCGCAGCAGGGACACGGAUCGCUUCCUGGAUGCCCUGAGCGAGCAGCUGGGACACCGGAUUACCAUCGUGGACGACUUCCUCAUGCCGGAGAACGACUACGAAGAGAUGAGCUUCCACGACGAACAGGGCAGCUACGUGGCCAACGACCUGAGCAGCGCCAGCGAGUACCAGAGCAGCAGCGACGGCAGCUCCUUGACCUACUCCACCUUGUCCGACCAGAUCCCGCCACCUCCCAUCAGCCCGCCACCGCCCCCUCCGCCCCUGCAGUUCCACCAGCCCCAAGAGGACUACAGGAGGAGGAGCACGGAGUCCCUGAGGAACGCCCCCUCGGCCUCCCACCCCAGCCCUCCCGCCGGCCACCCGCAACCGGUCCCGCCACCCCCGCCGCCACCCCCUCCUCUGCCGGUCCCGUGCAUGCCUCCACCGGUGCCGCGGGGCAUCGUUCACCGCAGGAGCGAGUCCCACCACAUGAGCGUCAAGCGGCUGCGCUGGGAGCAGGUGGAGAACUCUGAAGGCACCAUCUGGGGGCAGCUCGGGGAGGACUCGGACUACGACAAGCUGAGCGACAUGGUCAAAUACCUCGACCUGGAGCUGCAUUUUGGAACCCAGAAGCCAGCAAUUUCUCUUCCAGAGCCAAGCCCCUUGCCGGAAUCCUUUAAAAAGAAAGACGUGGUAGAGAUCCUUUCGCACAAAAAAGCCUACAACAUGUCUAUCUUGAUCGCCCACCUCAAGCUUUCGCACAUCGAACUGCGCCAAAUCCUCCUGACCAUGGAGAGCGACCGCUUGGAGGCCUCCCACAUCAAGCAGCUGCUGCUGUACGCGCCCGACAGCGAGGAGGUGCAGCGGUACCACGGCUACUCAGGGGACCCCGGCAAGCUUAGCGAGCCAGACCAGUUUGUUCUGCAGAUGCUUCUGGUGCCAGAGUAUAAAACCCGGCUGCGGAGCCUCCACUUCAAGACCACCCUGCAGGAGAAGACGGAAGAGAUCACGGCCAGCUACGAGUGCGUCUUCAACGCAUCCUUGGAGCUGAAGAACAGCAAGAAGCUGGCAAAAAUCUUGGAGUUCGUGCUGGCGAUGGGCAACUACCUUAACCACGGGCAGCCGAAGACGAACAGAACCACAGGCUUUAAAAUCAACUUCCUAACCGAGUUGAACACAACCAAGACUGUCGAUGGGAAAUCCACCUUCCUCCACAUCCUUGCCAAAUCGCUUAGCCAACAUUUCCCAGAACUCCUGGGCUUUGCCAAGGAUCUCCCUACAGUGCCACACGCUGCCAAAGUGAAUCAGAGAACAUUAACGGCCGACCUUGAUGACCUUCACACCACCGUGGAGGAGAUUGAGAUUGCCUGCCAGGAUAUGCCGGCUUGCUCGGAGGACAGGUUUGGGGACGUGAUGGUUGCUUUCCUGGAACGUGCCCGCCCCAUCAUUCAGUCUUUGGCUGAUCUUCAGCACAAAGCAAUGGAAGAGUUUGGCAAAGCCUUGUCCUUCUUUGGGGAGGACUCAAAAGUCACAACCUCAGAGGCUUUCUUUGGCAUUUUUGCUGAGUUCAUGAGCAAGUUCGAGCGAGCCUUCAGCGAUGUACAGGCUGGUGAGCCCCAGCGUAGCCCCAGGAUGACUCCACCACUCGCCUGGUGAUGGGGG
This is a messenger RNA of Euleptes europaea (tarantolino), 3771 nucleotides long. It is a transcript of the gene GRID2IP, whose product is annotated as Grid2 interacting protein. NCBI's taxonomy places the organism in Eukaryota, Metazoa, Chordata, Lepidosauria, Squamata, Sphaerodactylidae. The record is from RefSeq and is a predicted model, not a curated record. The transcript is spliced from 22 exons. Gene Ontology annotation, molecular function: protein binding. The coding region runs from base 1 to 3765 and encodes 1254 amino acids.